Molecule: messenger RNA, 1700 nt
Organism: Balaenoptera musculus (blue whale)
Lineage: Eukaryota; Metazoa; Chordata; Mammalia; Artiodactyla; Balaenopteridae
Gene: PSMD14
Product: proteasome 26S subunit, non-ATPase 14
Exons: 12
Coding region: 453-1385 (310 amino acids)
Biological process (GO): proteasome-mediated ubiquitin-dependent protein catabolic process; protein deubiquitination
Cellular component (GO): proteasome regulatory particle, lid subcomplex
Molecular function (GO): proteasome binding; protein binding; metallopeptidase activity
Source: RefSeq, a predicted model, not a curated record
CGGGACGCCUGAAGCAGGGGGCCCGCGUAGUCUGUCCCGGGCGCUCCUCCUGGGACGCCCGCUCAACUCCCGAGUCGUCUUCAAUUGGCCGCCGGGGAAACGGAAGCCGAAGCGGAGCAGUGAACCCGGAAGUGCUUCGCGGCGGAGGCCUGGGCGACUCUUUUGAAUGGAAUCGGGCUGAUUCAUCGCCGGUUCGCGGAGCCAGAGCCCGGCCGAGUCGGAGCUGCUGCUGUCGCUCUCGCCGCCGCCGCUGCGUCACCGCUGCUGGAAGACAAGGGUCCAGACCGCGGCCUCCUGCUCCGCCCGCCUUCAGGAGAGAAAAAAAAUAAAAAUAAAAACUUGGGAAAAACUAUACCUGCCAGUAUUAGCAAGAGCUUGAGUUAAGAAGAAAUUUGUCAAACUCAGCAAAUUGAAGCUUAACACCACAAGAGUUGUAGUUACUGACCAGAAAUAUGGACAGACUUCUUAGACUUGGAGGAGGUAUGCCUGGACUGGGCCAGGGGCCACCUACAGAUGCUCCUGCAGUGGACACAGCAGAACAAGUCUAUAUCUCUUCCCUGGCACUGUUAAAAAUGUUAAAACAUGGUCGUGCUGGGGUUCCAAUGGAAGUUAUGGGUCUGAUGCUUGGAGAAUUUGUUGAUGAUUACACCGUCAGAGUGAUUGACGUGUUUGCUAUGCCACAGUCAGGAACAGGUGUCAGUGUGGAGGCAGUCGAUCCAGUGUUCCAAGCCAAGAUGUUGGAUAUGUUGAAGCAGACAGGAAGGCCUGAGAUGGUUGUUGGUUGGUAUCACAGUCACCCUGGCUUUGGUUGUUGGCUUUCUGGUGUGGAUAUCAACACUCAGCAGAGCUUUGAAGCCUUGUCGGAGAGAGCUGUGGCAGUGGUUGUGGAUCCCAUUCAGAGUGUAAAAGGAAAGGUUGUUAUUGAUGCCUUCAGAUUGAUCAAUGCUAAUAUGAUGGUCUUAGGACAUGAACCAAGACAAACAACCUCAAAUCUGGGUCACCUAAACAAGCCAUCUAUCCAGGCAUUAAUUCAUGGACUAAACAGACAUUAUUACUCCAUUACUAUUAACUAUAGGAAAAAUGAACUGGAACAGAAGAUGUUGUUAAAUUUGCAUAAGAAGAGUUGGAUGGAAGGUUUGACACUUCAGGACUACAGUGAACACUGUAAACACAAUGAAUCAGUGGUAAAAGAGAUGUUGGAAUUAGCCAAAAAUUACAAUAAGGCUGUAGAAGAAGAAGAUAAGAUGACACCUGAACAGCUGGCAAUAAAGAAUGUUGGCAAGCAGGACCCCAAACGUCAUUUGGAGGAACAUGUGGAUGUACUUAUGACUUCAAAUAUUGUCCAGUGUUUAGCAGCUAUGUUGGAUACUGUUGUAUUUAAAUAAAGCAAUGCAAAAAGCUCUUAGUGAUACUUUCAGUGUAUAGUCCUCUUGUUCCUAAUGCUCAAAAUCAAGGGACCUCUGAAGGUGUAUUUGGUUAAAUGUAAGACAUCUGGCAUCAUUUGCAGCACUGUAACACCUUCAGUCUCCGUGGUGCAAUUACUUCUGUUUCUUUAGUCAGGGUCUUUGCAGAUUCCAAAGUUGUAUAAGAAUACAUCAAAGUGGACAAAUUUUGUUAAGAUCCCAUUUAAUAUUUGAAGAAAUCAGUAACACAAAUAUAUUUUGAUUGUUGCUUACAAAAUAAAAUACAUUUACAGUCUA